Xenopus tropicalis (tropical clawed frog) is the source of this 6257-nucleotide messenger RNA. RefSeq names its product solute carrier family 22 member 23 (gene slc22a23). Gene Ontology annotation, cellular component: membrane. NCBI's taxonomy places the organism in Eukaryota, Metazoa, Chordata, Amphibia, Anura, Pipidae. Gene Ontology annotation, molecular function: transmembrane transporter activity. Gene Ontology annotation, biological process: transmembrane transport. The transcript is spliced from 10 exons. The record is from RefSeq and is a predicted model, not a curated record. The coding region runs from base 1007 to 2938 and encodes 643 amino acids.
AGGAGGAGGAGGGUUCAUCCAUUGUUAAACUGCUUUCUUCCCAGCAACUUGCCAAGCAGGCAUCCCUGUACUACCUGAUCCCCUCCCCAGGGAGGGCAGAGCGCCGUGCAGCCUCUGCAGGUUGCCUUUCGGUGUAAGUGGCAAUACUUCCGGGGGCGUAGAUUACAGAUGAAAAGGCGAAUGAAGAGAGAGGGAAAGAGGUGGCAGGCAAUGCAGAAACUGACAGCGAGCACUGACCAAACCGGUUGGAUAAUAUCACUCCUCUCUCGGCCUUGGCAAACGCGGAGCUGCACAUUGUGUUCCUGAGAGCGGAGUGAUAGUACGUGUGGGAUCUACAUUGCUCUGCCUGCAUUGCCCCAGCGCAGGGAUCCGGCAGCAUUCCCACAGCCGCUGUCUAUGUGAGUUUGUUCCCAGAGCCGAUCUCUCGCAGUUAGGGAGGAGGAAGCGAGGGGCAGCUCGUACCCAGACUGUAUCCAGGUCGGAAUGGGAGUACGCGGCUUGGCGCGCUGAUUGUACAUGGAGCUCGCUUCCCUGGGCUCUGGGGAGGAUCGGCUCUGCUGGAAUAGAGGACUAAAAGGGGUAGGAAAUGUAUCGAUGCUGCACUGUUUUCUGUAUAUUUAAUAUGCAGAGUAAGGCUUUCUGUCUAUAGCAACCCACUGAAUACCUAUAAGAGCAGUACUCUAGCUGUUGUACUGGGCUCAAUGAGCUUUCUCUCUACAGUGUAUAUACAGCAUAUGCUUGGCUGCGCACCUCAGGCACACACAGUAUAUACAGCAUUCUGCCUGGAUCCCACAUACGCCUUGUAGCCUUUCCCCAGUACCCCAGGGUACAGUGACUGGACGGACAGUGUUGCCUCUCUAGCUAUUCCAGCAGAAGGGGCCAAGCAGAGCAGUGAGUGCCAGGGGGCAGGUGGCUUCUGAUUGCCGGCUUGCUAGUCAGUGCCAGGGCGAAGAGUGCCCGGAUGGUUGCAUGCUGUCACUGACGCCUUCCCCGUUGUUUGCUAAGGAUGUCCACAGACCGGGAUUGUGGCUGGAGGAGGCAGCCAGAGGCCGAGGAGAACGGUUCCGUGUUGCCAGCCUCCGGCUCUGUGGCUGCACCGACUGAGGAAACCCCUGCGGCUCCUGUAUCCCCGGGGCGACCCGAGCACUGCUCCCGCUAUAACUCGCUGCUCCUGGACUAUGACGGUUCGGUGCUGCCAUUCCUGGGCGGGCUGGGCUCCUACAACAAGCGGCUGGUGCUGCUCACCUGGAUCCCGGCUCUGUUUCUCAGCUUCAGUCAGUUCUCGGACUUCUUUUUGUUGGAUCAGCCUGACAAGUGGUGCCAGGUGAAUAGCAGCGGCGGAGAGCAUGGGCCCGGGAGAGUCGUGUCUCAUGUGGGGAAUGACAGCUCGGGGGGGCUUCUCUUGCUUCCCCCGCCACAACUUCCAACCACCCCGACCCCCACCAGCGCCACCAACUACACGGACAGCUGCCUCUGCACUAAGUGGGACUACAGGAUCCGGGCAGGGCUGGUACAGAACGUGGUUAGCAAGUGGGACCUUGUUUGUGACUCUUCCUGGAAAGUCCACAUUGCCAAGUUUUCUCUUCUGGUUGGAAUGAUAUUUGGAUACUUGAUAACAGGAUGUGUUGCUGACUGGAUUGGUCGGCGUCUUGUGCUACUGAUUUCUGUAAUCUUCAAUUUAAUUUUUGGACUGACAGUGGCCCUCUCAGUAGAUGUGAAUAUGUUCAGCACCCUCAGGUUUUUUGAAGGAUUCUGCCUGGCUGGAAUAAUUUUAUCACUGUAUGCACUGCGAAUAGAACUUUGCCCUCCUGGUCACAGAUUUAUGAUAACAAUGGUCGCCAGCUUCAUUGGGAUGGCCGGCCAGUUUCUCUUACCUGGCAUUGCGGCACUCUGCAGGGAUUGGCAGGUCCUUCAAGCUGUCAUUAUCUGCCCUUUCAUCUUGAUGCUGUUUUACUGGGUUAUUUUCCCAGAAUCCCUGAGAUGGCUCAUGGCCACAAUGCAGUUUGAUGCUUCUAAGAAGCAAAUUCUUAAAAUGAUUCACAGAAACAGAGUGAAUAUGGAAAGUGAUGUCAAAGGAGUAAUGCCUGAACUUGAAAGAGAAGUCUACACAAGGCCCAAGAAGGUGUGCAUUGUAAAAGUAGUUGGGACCAGGAAUUUAUGGAAAAAUAUACUAGUGCUCUGUGUAAAUUCACUGACUGGGUAUGGAAUACAUCAUUGUUUUGCAAAAAGUCUGAUGGACCCGGAACUCAACACAAGCUUCAUGCACAACUUUUAUGUGAACUACUUUGCCAUGGCAGGGAUUACUCUGGCAUCAUGCCUGGCAAUGUGUCCCGUGGUUGGGUUUUUAGGACGAAGAGGAGGAUUGCUUCUAUUUAUGAUUUUAACUGCACUAGCAUCUUUACUUCAGUUGGGCCUUCUGAAUUUAAUUGGAAAAUACAGUCAAAGACCUGAAACAGGUUUAAGUGACAUUGUGAAAAACAAGUUCUCCAUCAUUUUCUCCAUCAUUGGGAUGUUUUCUUCUCAUGCAGUCGGGAGUCUAAGUGUGUUCUUUUGUGCGGAAAUCACACCUACAGUCAUCAGGGGUGGUGGCCUGGGACUAGUCCUGGCCAGUGCUGGAUUUGGAAGUCUUACAGCCCCCAUUAUGGAGCUUCACAAUCAGAAGGGAUACUUCCUUCACCAUAUCAUUUUUGCCUGUUGUACCCUCAUCUGCAUUAUCUGCAUUUUGCUAUUGCCAGAGAGCAAGAACCAAAAUCUGCCCGAGAACAUCCCUGAAGGAGAACACUAUACUCGCCAGCCUCUAUUAUCGCACAGAAAAGGGGAGCAGCCACUCUUGCUAACAAACUCUGAACUUAAGGAUUACUCUGGCCUCCACGAUUCUGUAGCCAUGUCAGAUGGAAUAUCCGAAAACACAACUGUAAACGGUAUUAAAUCAUCCUAACAAAGAGACGCUCAUGGAGGCGCAUACCGAUAUUUAUUUGUUUCCCCUUUGCACAGGUCACACAGACCAAACGUACAGUCGGAUUGUCUGACAUGGGUAGAGCCUCCAUUAAGCUGCUAAGCCUUAGGAAACUUCUAUUAACACUCCAGGAUAUGAAGACUUAUGUGGAUUUUUUUUUCGUGAUUUCUGAUAUCCUGCCAUUAGAAAAGAAAAAGUAUGGCUUAUUUUGUUAAUUUGAUACCACUGUUUAAGAACUUUUGCGUUUAUAUUCAGUAAGCCCAACUAAACUAAAAGUGCUGAGGGUUAUUUAUUGGAGUCUCAAAAUAUUAUGGAGGGCAAUGAAGGAGGUUGUUUUUCUAAUUUUUCCUUAAGGUGCAGAUUACCAAAUAGUCUGCAGUAGGUAAUGAUGAUUUACAGAACCAGUUUUUAAAGUUUCCAAAUCAAUGUCUGCCCUACUUUUCUCAUUACAAGGUGCAGGUUCAGAUGCCCAAAUUUCUUUCAGAUCAAUGAGUAGCUCCUAAAUAUGUAAGUGGUGAUCAAGUUGAUAUAUGUAGUCCAAAAACGCUGAGUUGUCUACCAUUGAGCAGCUACCAUCUGUAGUUGCACCACCAUUACUGUACAAUGAAUGAAACUUAUUAACUUACACAUAAGAUGACAUAAAGAGAAAAAAAUAAGAUUACUUACCUUUGCACUAGUUAAUUUUAGAUUAAAUAAAGUUCAAGGGUUUUUUUUAGGAUUUCUGAGCAAUUCAGACUUAUUGGGAAAUGGAGAAAAAUAAAAACUACCUUCAAUGAAGCCUAUGAGCUGCUAUGACCUGCAGCUUUUCAAUGUUUAACCCUCAGGUUUCGUAUCUUAUAUUGACAAAGGAUUAUAGGAAUGGUUGGUAGGAUUGUGCCAAAUCUUGCUUGCUAUUUUCCUCCUGUAUGAAUAGAACACAUCCUGCUUCAAGUCAGUAACUUUUUUUAUUUAUGGAAACGGUGGCAGUGGAAAUAUGAGCUAAGUCAUUGGGAUCCUAUUUAAUGCUGCUGACUGACAUGAGAGAGUACUUGGCCUAUUUAGUUUUCUGUGUGGAACAAAGGGAGACCCCUGCUGUCAGACUGCUGAGCUACAACUCCUACAGCCUGUAUAUAAGCACCUCUGGUGCUUAUAGCCUCCUAGAGAGAAAUUAAAAUACAGAUGCGGGUAUGCUUACAAGAGCAGACAAACAUUUAUCUGCCCUCAGACAAUUACAUUUCUGUGUUUAUAUACCUCCAUGGGCAAUAACACCCCCCAUUUCUUAUAGUACUGGGUGUCUGAACUGACCUUGUACCUAAUGCAUCCCAAAAGCAAAACAAGACCCUUGUGUACAGGCUACAGCCAUUUAGCAUAAUAGGAGCUGUUACUGAGUAGUUUGAGGAUAUCUAGCAUUUCUAUGAGACAUUUACAAUCCUGUUGAUACAUACUGUGAAACAGUACACAGUGGGUCUGGGAUGGAAAAUGAUGGCCCUCUCUUUUAUAAAAGGUAUCAUGUGAGAUAUCUGCAAUUAAAAUGAAAUUAAGUGGAUAUUUUCAGAAUUUUGACUGCUUAAAAAUAUGACCAAUUUUACUGCAGUUAAACAAGUUUUCUUGGUGGACUUACUUUUUACUGUUACUUAUUCAAGAAUAAAUAUAAAAUAAUGAAUUUUGAACACAAUCGAGAAUGGGUUAUGUCUUAAAUCAGUGCCAUGUGAACACAAGACUAGCAAUUUGGAAGCAAAUAGGUGCUACUGAUUUGGAAGUACAAAAUACACAUGCUGGGUGAAUCCAUUGUACUGAAUCGGCUCUCAGUACCAAAGAAAGGUUACUCUGAUUUUUCAGAGACCAGGAAUAGAACAACAAUUUAUAACUAUUAUGGCCCAAGUAAAUGGUUCCUACACAUUCACCUUUAUGAAAAAAGCCUGACAACACCCACUUAUCUACCCAGCAUGGAACUGAAAUCAUAAUCUUAAUAAACUGUUGGAAUAGUGCUUUACUUGUUUAGCAGCCAUUAAUCACAAUGUGAAUAGAGCUGCUGGGAAACAGUCUACUUCAUUAAUACAGAACCUGUAGCUUUCCAGGUGUAGGACUAUUAUGUCCUAGUUUCCUAACGACAGCUGGGCAACAGCAGGAAAGGGAACAGGUUGUCUGUCCAUUGAGAAUCUACUUGAAAUCUAUAAGAAUUGCAAUGGGGGUCAAAUGAUAUGAUCCUUUAAGAAAAAAAUCCACUCUUAGGUUAAGAAUAGCUUAAGAAUGAACAAGUUUUGCUUAGCGCAGAAACAAAGCAAUCAAAUCAUUGUACAACUGGUUUUGUUUUGUGAUUUGGAGGGAGAGAUCAUUGGGAUUGUACAGAUGAAAAUUAAAUGUUUGUAUUUUAUUGAAUGUUUCUAAAUGUUGUAGAGCAAAACAGUAGGCUCACCAAACUGAAAGAAGUGCCAUUAAUUGAUUGAGUGUUAACCGCAUCUCUAUUGGAGGGGCUGCAGUGCACUGUAUCCCUUCUGUAAGAGAUGAGGUUAUAAAGCACCUUAAGAAUUGUGUAUUCAGAAUUGUAGUGUGUGCUUUUGGGGAAAUACUAGUCUGUGUUAUCCAUUGUGGAAAAAAAACUCACCAUUCACACCGAUUUCUGUUUAUCGUAUGAAUAGCCGUAAAUAUCCUCUGUGCUGUAAUUCUCAAGCAAUCACCAAUGGGUUUGUAGGCAUUGUACUGUAUUUUUACCAAACAACUACUACUGCUUGUAUCAUUGUUCAUCUGAUUUCCAUAAUUUAAAAGAUUGGCCAUCUCCUCCAAUGUAUAGUAUACUGGGGAAGAAAGAUGCUACUGCAAGGAUGGUGGUCUGUUUCUGGAAGCAUAUACACUUACCUAUGCUUCCGAGUACAUGAUGGAAACUCAUAUACAUUGCAUUUAAAGAACCUGUGUUUUCAUGGUGCACUAUAAACUGGAAGGUAAUGAUCUUUGGUGUACUUACUUGGUCUUGUGUUUCAAUGGGCUAAGCAGUCUCUACACUGCUCUAGGGAUAUUGUGUCUGUUUUUUUAUGUUACCUGUACAUCAACAAAGGAAGGAAAGUGGUAAUAUUUUUAAUUUUUUUUUUCCUUUUCAACAGUUGAUGGCUUUAUCUGCCAAAAUUUUAAAUAGGAAAUUGUUUUUACUGUUUUUUUUUUAAUUACUCAUAAGAAGUAGUCUGGUGGUGCUCAUCCAUAGCACAAGCUUCAAAUCAAGUACCGAAAAUGUCUUAGAAGCUAAAUGUGUGCAUGUCAUCUGGUUGUAUCUGAGCAAAAUACUUUGUACUGUAUAUGUACAGAAAUAAAAACAUAGAAACUGUCAAAA